Rhipicephalus microplus (southern cattle tick) is the source of this 561-nucleotide messenger RNA. RefSeq lists its product as uncharacterized. NCBI's taxonomy places the organism in Eukaryota, Metazoa, Arthropoda, Arachnida, Ixodida, Ixodidae. The record is from RefSeq and is a predicted model, not a curated record.
UUUAUGCACUCCAAGGUCAUCUACCUAAACUUAUCUACGAUGGAGUAUCCUGAUAUAAAUUGCAUUAAAGAAUAUCGAGUAACGUGGAACCACAGUGCUCGGUUAAUGACUAAGAUGAUGUGGAUCGGCUCCUCAACUGGGAAUUGGGAGAAUUAUGAUGUGGUUUACAAAGCAGAAGGCAAUCGUAGGCCAGCCCAAGCAUUCACAGCUGUCGACAGCAGUGGAUCUAUGAAAUUUACCAUUGCAUUUAACUACACGUCAGAGCACUGUGCGAUAAUUUCAAAAAAGCAGAACAACACAGGUGGAGAUUUUAACGAAGCCUGCGAACUAUGGGUAACGACAAGUUCUUCAAAAGUGGGAACGAAAAUCAAGAACCCUGCACAACAAACUUUAAGACGUUUUGUCAACGCCAAAACACGACAGUGUUUAACAUUGAUAACUGUGAAGACAGUGAGGGUAAACCUAUUUUAAUCGCAUGAACGGCGUCGCGAACUGUCAACAACCAGUACAAGGAAACCUUUGUUAAAGAAUCUUUGUAAUAAAUAUAAAUGCACCUCCUGC